CAUGCCUACUGCAGUACAAUCGUUUUUCACACAAUAAAAUAUCCAGCUACUUAGUCGCGUAGGAUCUCUGUUAAAUGCAUGUGUAAUUGUUGUUACAAUGUAUCGUCUCUGUAUGGAUAUUUUGUUUACAUUGACAGAGUAAUAGUCAGGCGGCGCAGGGGUCGAUCGUAUGCAGUAUUCGCAUAAUGCUUCCAAUGCCUAGUGUCGAUGGAGACAUUUUUGACUGUGUUCAACGAGGGAACGUUGAACAUUGUGCACAUAUCAUUCAACAUGAUCGAUCUAUCCUCAAAGAGAAAGGUUGGGGUGGUUUUAGUCCUCUCCACUUUGCGUCCCUCCAUGGUAACCGUGUCAUGGUUGACAUGUUGCUAAGCAACGGAGCUGACCCCAACCUGACCUGUGAUGCAGGAAUGACAGCCUUCCAUUUCGCCUGCAGGCAUGGUAAUGUAUACGUGAUGCACCAGAUGAUGCAGCAUGGAGCUGACCUGCGCAUGGUAGACCAUCAGGGCAAAACCGCCCUACACCAUGGAGUAUGUGGAGGGAACAUUGUAGCGAUGCAGUACCUGUGGGAGACAGGACUGUUUAGGUGGUGUGAUGGAGACAUGUACCAUGUUACACCUCUACACCUGGCUGCUGAUACUGGCAACACUGAGGUGGUCCGUUACCUGCUCCGAGGAAAGAGGUGUAUGGUGGAGACUGUGGAUGAGGAUGGGUUGACAGCGGUCCAUGUGGCAGCUGAGAGGGGCUGUGUAGAGGUGUGUUGGACGCUGUUACAGAGAUCCGGCUUCAGGAUGCUGCACUUGAAGACCUAUAGCGGACACACGCCUCUGGACCUCUGCAGGCAGGGAAAGACAUUCAGACACUUGCAGCUGACCAAACUACUGACCCGCUACAUGAGGGAGCCACCAUUCAACAAACCUGAUGAGUCCGACCUCCUUUACUACUGGACGUUAUUCUUCCCAUGUCUGAUUGGAGGAGCUAUUCUGAUUAUCGCAACAAUGUUGGGGGGCUACGGAGGGAUAACGUGCGCCGUCCUCUUCCCCUGGCUGGCCAGGAGUAUAUUUUCCCAGUUCCACCGCAUGACGACCUACCAGAGGUUGGCCAACCCCGUCUACCUAGGGACUGUGAUAGCUGGAUUGUUCCACUCUCUAGUCUGCUUCUACUAUAGAAUACUACCGCCUAGCUUGUGGGGUGAUGGUGUUCUGGGUCAUGUGUCGCUGGUCCAGUUCUCUGUGGUUCUGGUCUUGUUCUGGAUGGUUCUAACCCAGGAUCCUGGAGAGUUGGGACCGGGAGAUGCAGAUCCUCGCUACUCCUCCAUAACAGACCUGCUGGAGAACAACCAGAAUCCUCAGAGGUUCUGCAUCUACUGUGAGUUGUUCCAGCCAGACCAUACUAAACACUGUAAAUUGUGUGAUGUGUGUGUGAGGGAUUACGACCACCACUGCCUGUUCCUGAACCGCUGUGUUGGCGGUGGCAACCACCGCCUCUUCAUCAUCUUUAUCCUCUCCAUGGCCACAGCACACCUCCUUUUCAUUGCCGUGGCAACUUACCACCUGUAUGUGGUCGUGGUGUCCCUCGAGGACCAGUCAUUGGUUAGGGCAGUAGCUGCACAGUUCUGGGUGGUCUCCCUGACGAUAAUGAACGUUCUGACAAUCCUUUGGGAGGUGUGGUUGUUGACGGAACAGUUUGACGCUAUCGCCAUUGGGACUACCACCUACUUCAAAUCUACCUGCGAGACUCGGCCACGGUCGCUAGGACAACGCUGGACAGCGGUGCUUACCUUCCUAUUGGAGGGGAGGAGACGGUUAGAUUAUGGACUCACAGGGGACAAGAUCUCCAUAGACAUUUAGAUAAUAUGGACUCUAAAACCUAUGGUGAAAUGAAGAACAAUGUAUAUUUUGUCAGUUUUCCAUUCUUAAAACCAGCUGGAUCUUCUAGCCUGUUGAGCUAAAGCCUAGGCAUUACCUCGGGAAGCAAAUACCGCUAUUAAACAUAUAACAAGUGGUGUGUAGACCAGAAUGAGUUCUAAGAGAUCUUAACAUUAGAGAUAACAUGUUACUUAGAUUGUCUUUUGAGAGUGCGGUCGUAAACAUGUCUGUUAAACAUUAUACUGGAACAUACACUGCCGUUCAAAAGUUUGGGGUUACUUAGAAAUGUCCUUGUUUUUGAAAGAAAAGCACAUUUUUUGUCUAUUUAAAUAACAUCGAAUUGAUCAGAAGUACAGUGUUGACAUUGUUAAUGUUGUAAAUGACUAUUGUAGCUGGAAUGGAAUAUCUACAUAGGCGUGCAGAGGCCCAUUAUCAGCAAACAUCACUCCUGUGUUCCUAUUACAUGGUGUGUUAGCUAAUCCAAGUUGAGCAUUUUAAAAAGGUUAUUUAAAAAGGUUAAUUGAUCAUUAGAAAACCCUUUUGCAAUUAUGUUAGCACAGCUGAAAACUGUUGUCCUGAUUUUAAAGAAGCAAUAAAACUGUCCUUCUAUAGACUAGUUGAGUAUCUGGAGCAUCAGCAUUUGUGGGUUAAAUUACAGGCUCAAAAUGGCCAGAAACAAAGAUCUUUCUUCUGAAACUCGUCAGUCUAUUCUUGUUCUGAGAAAUGAAGGCUAUUCCAUACGAGAAAUUGCCAAGAAACUGAAGAUCUCGUACAACGCUGUGUACUACUCCCUUCACAGAACAGCUUAAACUGUCUCUAACCAGAAUAGAAAGAGGAGUGGGAGGUCCCGGUGUUCAACUGAGCAAGAGGACAAGUACAUUUGUGUGUCUAGUUUGAGAAACAGACGUCUCACAAGUCCUCAACUGACAGCUUCAUUAAAUAGUACCCACAAAACACCAGUCUCAACGUCAACAGUGAAGAGGCGACUCCGGGAUGCUGGCCUUCUGAUAAUGGGCAUAUGUAGAUAUUCCAUAUAAAGAAAUCAGCCGUUUCCAGCUACAAUAGUCAUUUACAACAUUAUCAAUGUCUACACUGUAUUUCUGAUCAAUUUGAUGUUAUAUUAAUGGACAAAACAAAUUGCUUUUCGUUCAAAAACAAGGACAUUUCUAAGUGAUCCCAAACUUUUGAAAGGUAGUGUGGGUAUUGAAAAAUGUAUACUUUUAAUAUAUAGACUAUAGUGGAAUGAAUGUGGAAAUCUUGCCAGCGAACAAACCAACAUCAAACUCCUCACAUAACACACUGACUCAACCCCUGUCUGUCUUGGUAAGCAUUUCCUAUGUAUGCAUUUGGAGCUAGUUCUCUGUUUUAUGUGAUGCUCUGAGCUAUUUUAAAGCCAACAGUACUUAUACAACGAUGUAGCUAGUUUAUGAAUAACUGACUGAUUUUGUCUGGCCUGUGAAGGAUCCCACUAUUUAACUAGUAUGUCCUGUGGGGUCCAUUCUCUGUUUCACAUUUUAAUGCACUGAUUUAUUUUAAAACUGUUUCAUUGGAGAUAACUGUUCACUUGAAUUGUUACCUCAGUUUUUUUAAUACUUCUCACUGGAACAUUUAUUUUUAACUUAGGUGUCAUUGUUGUUUUAAAUAAAAGUUCAAUAUGAUGAAA
This is a messenger RNA of Oncorhynchus nerka (sockeye salmon), 3528 nucleotides long. RefSeq lists its product as uncharacterized. Gene Ontology annotation, molecular function: palmitoyltransferase activity; protein binding. The transcript has 10 exons. The record is from RefSeq and is a predicted model, not a curated record. Bases 186 to 1847 code for a protein of 553 amino acids. NCBI's taxonomy places the organism in Eukaryota, Metazoa, Chordata, Actinopteri, Salmoniformes, Salmonidae.